CCUAUAUAUGAAGAGAGAGCCGUCGUCUAGGGUUUCCUCCACGGCGCCGACCAUACCAGACCAAUCCCCCAAACCGAGGAAGAACUAGCGCCCUCUCGCCGUCGCCGCAAUGGAGCACACCUUCAUCAUGAUCAAGCCCGACGGCGUCCAGAGGGGCCUCAUUGGUGAGAUCAUCAGCCGCUUUGAGAAGAAGGGCUUCUACCUCAAGGCCUUAAAGCUUGUGAACGUGGAGAGGUGCUUCGCUGAGAAGCACUACUCUGAUCUGUCCGCCAAGCCCUUCUUCCAGGGCCUUGUGGACUACAUCAUCUCUGGCCCUGUGGUUGCCAUGGUCUGGGAGGGCAAGAGCGUUGUCACAACUGGCCGCAAGAUCAUCGGUGCCACCAACCCCCUGGCUUCCGAGCCUGGCACCAUCCGUGGUGACUUUGCUGUCGACAUUGGCAGGAAUGUCAUUCAUGGAAGUGACAGCAUUGAGAGUGCUACCAAGGAGAUUGCCCUGUGGUUCCCCGAGGGCCUCGCCAACUGGCAGAGCAGCCAGCACCCCUGGAUCUAUGAGAAGUAAACCGUGUCGCUUCACUCCAAACCUCAAGAGCCUGAGAGCGUGGCACCAGCCCUACUUUAGUAAUAUUUAGAGUUCCAGGAAAUUAUUAUCUGUAUCGUUGAACCGUAUUUUCAUGAACCGAAUUUCCUUCCUUGGCUCGCAUGCUAUGCAUGCUUGACGUUUUGUUUAUGGUAUUUGAUAUGGUUUUGCUUUUAUAUGAGCUACUGCCAACGUUGUUUAUUGAA
This is a messenger RNA of Setaria italica (foxtail millet), 783 nucleotides long. RefSeq names its product nucleoside diphosphate kinase 1. The record is from RefSeq and is a predicted model, not a curated record. Gene Ontology annotation, biological process: GTP biosynthetic process; UTP biosynthetic process; CTP biosynthetic process. Bases 110 to 559 code for a protein of 149 amino acids. Gene Ontology annotation, molecular function: nucleoside diphosphate kinase activity. The transcript has 4 exons. Lineage: Eukaryota; Viridiplantae; Streptophyta; Magnoliopsida; Poales; Poaceae.